AGCUCAAAACAAUAAAAGUAAUAUUAUUAUUCCCAUAAUUAUAAUGAACGAAAACAGAGUAAAUUCUGAGCAAGAGCUCCUGGUAGCCAUAAAAGAUCUGCUCAAGAAAAGUGGCCAUUUGAAUAAAUUACAGGCUGAGAUGCGUGCCAAAGUGACUGAAGUACUCCAAGAAAGGCAAUUCUCGAUAAAUGCCGGAGAAAGGAAAACCCUGAUACCCGCUCCAACUGACGAAGUCCUUCUAGUGAACGAACUGGUGCGGGAAUACCUUGAAUGGAACGGGUACUUGUAUACAGCAUCAGUGAUGACAUCAGAGGCAGCUAUGGCGAAGGAUAAAAGAACAAGGGCGGAUCUCUGUGCGGAGGUUGGUGUGAGAGAUGAUGAGAAGUCAUCAUCACUGCCGCUUCUGUCAAAUAUUGUGGCUGCGUACACUGAGAGGAUUAAACGCAAAAUUAAUAAGAGCAAGAAGGAUGCUUGUUAG
Ostrinia furnacalis (Asian corn borer) is the source of this 478-nucleotide messenger RNA. Its product is annotated as lisH domain-containing protein FOPNL. The transcript is spliced from 2 exons. The record is from RefSeq and is a predicted model, not a curated record. Lineage: Eukaryota; Metazoa; Arthropoda; Insecta; Lepidoptera; Crambidae. Gene Ontology annotation, cellular component: centrosome; motile cilium; ciliary basal body. Gene Ontology annotation, biological process: cilium assembly; microtubule anchoring. Gene Ontology annotation, molecular function: protein binding. The coding region runs from base 44 to 478 and encodes 144 amino acids.